AAACCAAGAGCCAGCAAAAGAAACCAGAGAGCCAGCAAAGGAAACCAGUGAGCCAGUGAAAGAAACUAAAGAGCCAGUGAAAGAAACCAGAGAGCCAGUGAAAGAAACCAGAGAGCCAGUGAAAGAAACCAGAGAGCCUGUUAAAGAAACUAAAGAGCCAACAAAAGAUACCAGAGAGACAACAAAAGAAACCAGAGAGCCAGUGAAAGAAACUAAAGAGCCAGUUAAAGAAACUAAAGAGCCAGUGAAAGAAACUAAAGAGCCAGUGAAAGAAACUAAAGAGCCAGUGAAAGAAAACAGAGAGCCAGUGAAAGAAACUAAAGAGCCAGUGAAAGAAACUAAAGAGCCAGUGAAAGAAACUAAAGAGCCAGUGAAAGAAACUAAAGAGCCAGUAAAAGAAACUAAAGAGCCAGUUAAAGAAACUAAAGAGCCAGUUAAAGAAACUAGAGUGCCAAUUAAAGAAACUAAACAGCCAGCGAAAGAAACCAGAGAGCCAGUUAAAGAAGCUAAAGAGCCAGUGAAAGAAACUAAAGAGCCAGUUAAAGAAGCUAAAGUGCCAGUUAAAGAAACUAAAGAGCCAGUUAAAGAAACAAAAGAGCCAGUUAAAGAAACUAAAGAGCCAGCGAAAGAAACUAAAGAGCAGGUGAAAGCAACAAGAGAGCCAGUGAAAGAUACCAGAGAGCCAGUGAAAGAAACCAGAGAGCCAGUGAAAGAAACCAGAGAGCCUGUUAAAGAAACUAAAGAGCCAACAAAAGAUACCAGAGAGACAACAAAAGAAACCAGAGAGCCAGUGAAAGAAACCAGAGAGCCAAUGAAAGAAACUAAAGAGCCAGUUAAAGAAACUAAAGAGCCAGUGAAAGAAACUAAAGAGCCAGUGAAAGAAACUAAAGAGCCAGUAAAAGAAAAUAAAGAGCCAGUGAAAGAUACCAGAGAGCCCGUUAAAGAAACUAAAGAUCCAGUAAAAGAAGCUAAAGAGCCAGUUAAAGAAACUAGAGUGCCAGUUAAAGAAACUAAACAGCCAGCGAAAGAAACCAGAGAGCCAGUUAAAGAAGCUAAAGAGCCAGUGAAAGAAACUAAAGAGCCAGUUAAAGAAGCUAAAGUGCCAGUUAAAGAAACUAAAGAGCCAGUUAAAGAAACAAAAGAGCCAGUUAAAGAAACUAAAGAGCCAGCGAAAGAAACUAAAGAGCAGGUGAAAGCAACAAGAGAGCCAGUGAAAGAUACCAGAGAGCCUGUUAAAGAAACUAAAGAGCCAAUGAAAGAAACUAAAGAGCCAGGAAACCCAGAGAAGGCCAUUGAGAAAUAUGACGAGAUACUGCGGAAACAUAUUUUAAGUCCACGCGCACACUUUGGCAAGGGUCUGACUUUAGACCAGCUUGGCUUCAAGUAUAUGAGUAACGAGAAUCUGGAACAUGCAAUAAAAUUCCUGGCUCGGGUGUUAGAGUUGCCUAAUGUGCCGGAUGAGCUUCAGAAACUUGCAGGGCGUAAACUGGCAGAUAGGCAACAGUUCAGAGGUUGGGGAAGUCAAGCUGUGAAAACUUUCAAAACGCUGGUCCAGAGGUUCCCCGAAGAUGUUGCUUUGAAGAAUGAGCUUGGUGUCAGCUAUCUGAUGAUUGGUCAGAAUGACAGGGCAAAGGAUGUAUUCAAAGAGGUACUGGUGAAAGACCCAAGCAAUGGGUUUGCAAAGGCUCAUUUGGGUUUUAUUCUGAAGACUCAUUACAAUGAUUUAGAAGGAGCUGUUCAGCUUCUGACUGAAGGGAUUGCAUCGGGGGUUUCUGGAACUGUUGACGGCCGCUUUUAUUUGCAGCUGGGGGAUUCUUUGCUUCGCCUGGGACGUGAAAGUGAGGCAAGAAAGGUCUUUCAGGAAGGUGCAGACAAAGGUCUGUUUCUAUCAGCUUGGCAGCGAUCCCUGUAUAAUGUUGACAGGCUGACCGCCCGACCUUGGUGGACAACGGAGCAGACACCUUAUCAAGAAUAUCUUCAGCUGUUAAAGGACAACUGGAAAGUCAUCCGUGAGGAAGGUCUUGCUCAGCUGAAUGCCAAAACAGGGUCUUUUCUUCCUGAGGAAGAAAAUCUGCGAGAUACGGGAGAUUGGAAACAGUUCACCUUAUAUCAGCAAGGUCGAAAGAAAACGGAAAACUGUGCCAAAGUUCCAGAAACAUGUAAAUUAAUAGACCAAAUUCCUGAUGCGAAAGGUUGCAAGCGAGGUCAAGUGAAGUUUUCAGUGAUGAGUCCAGGUAUCCAUGUCUGGCCUCACGUUGGUCCCACCAACUGCAGGAUUAGGGCUCACUUAGGUCUGGUUGUGCCAGAUGGGCCUAUUAUCAGAGUAAUGAAUGAGACAAGGACAUGGAAAGAGGGCGACUUCAUUAUCUUUGACGACUCCUUUGAACAUGAAGUUUGGCAUGAGGGUUCGGAGCUGCGACUUGUACUCAUCGUUGAUUUCUGGCACCCGGAGUUGACGGAGGCAGAGAAGCGACGGCUGUCUGCCAUUUAG
Candidula unifasciata is the source of this 2491-nucleotide messenger RNA. The record is from the annotation of a GenBank genome assembly. Lineage: Eukaryota; Metazoa; Mollusca; Gastropoda; Stylommatophora; Geomitridae.